AGUGAUACGCUUGAAAAGUCGCGCCCUUGAGAGCUUGAUAAAUCCGGAACCGGUUUACUGCGUGGCGGGUUCGGUUCGCAAGGUUUCCAGUCACGUUUCUCGCGGUUCAUACAAUGCUGAAGAGGGGAGGUGAACGCAAAGACGAGCAGUGAAUUCGAUUCAACGGCGCGUGGCGGGGCGGUCAGUUGUUAUGGUUACUGGCUACAAACACACACCUUGCGCGAACCAUUUCGUUUCUGUUCCUGGAUUGAACAACUAGGCAAUUAUGGAGUGGGCCGCGGAUUUGGAGAUCACUUCGAAGAAGUUGUUACCCCGGCUUGGCAGACGCUCAACGCAGCAAAACGUCACGCAGGAGGACAGCAAGUCGGACGAUGAUCUUUUGGAGAGUCCUAUAUCUAUAACCGCUGGCAGAUCGACGCAACCACCUGUGGCACCUCCUCGCACCAGAAAAACGGGAUGGGGAGACGAGCUGAAGAGCGGCAGAGCUCGGGGCGCGUCUAACAUAAUUGAACAGGAACGAAGUCGGGGACUUGAGAAGGACCCAGCUGAUGACAUCCCCAUUAUUCCAGAUUUGGAUGAAAUACAAGAGGACAGCGCGCUAUCUGAUGUCAAUACUCCCACGGUAAACGUAAACAGAGUCACCGCUUACAAAGAACUCGAUACCGACUUGGUGAAGAACGCCGCGUUCAUCUCUCUAAAUGGCGUUAAUUUGUCCCUUCUUGCUGAGAAAUUGUACAAUGAAAACCUGACGAAAGAACCGGAUGAAGUGUGGAACUGGAAUCUCCUCUUCACUCAAGUCGCCUCUGAAAUAAAUAGCGAGACACAGAAAAAAAUUUCUACAUGAACCUUGUAUCAAUUUUAUAAAAAUAAAGAAUUGCUACGGUA
This is a messenger RNA of Megalopta genalis, 885 nucleotides long. RefSeq names its product intraflagellar transport 43 (gene IFT43). NCBI's taxonomy places the organism in Eukaryota, Metazoa, Arthropoda, Insecta, Hymenoptera, Halictidae. Gene Ontology annotation, biological process: intraciliary retrograde transport. Gene Ontology annotation, cellular component: cilium; intraciliary transport particle A. The record is from RefSeq and is a predicted model, not a curated record.